AUGCAUCUCACUCGUUUAUUUGCAAGUGUUUUACUGGGUCACCAGUUGGCAAGUGCUGCACUGCCGGCAAAUCUUUGCCCAGAUGCUGUGAUCAUCCAGCCAGUUGUGGUCGUUGACCAGUCCCCUGUCCUUGUCAAUGGUUUCUUCCCCCAUGACACCUCUUUACUUAUCAACGGCAUUGCUGUGCCAAUAACCAAUGCUCCAAUUUCUCUAUCAACAGUUAUCACUGGAUCCAGUAGCAGUGCCGCUACGCUCACAAGCGGUGCGGGACUAUCGGCCGCUACAUACACCACCCUGACUGGGUACUUCAAUGGCCCUGCUGGGUCCGAGCCGAAAACAAUCACGUUCCCUCCCUCACAGCCAGGCGGUACUGGCACUGUCAUCGUCGAAUCUCCUGCCCCCUCUGCGUUCAACGGACCUUACACGACCGUGACAGGCGGAUAUGAUGGAAGCGUAACACGCUCGCUUACACUACCUCCUGCCGGAACUGAUACCAUCGGCACCGUGAUCGUUGAGACUCCUGCUGCGAGUAACCUCAACGGCCCUGCAGCCUUCACAGGUCCAUACACGACCUUGACAGGCGGGUAUGAUGGGAGCGUGACGCAAACGUUUACACUGGACCCUGCUGGCACUGACACUGUCGGAACCAUCAUCAUCGAGACUCCUGCUAGCGGUGUUUCGGCCAUCAAUGGGCCUGCGGCUUUCACAGGGCCGUACACGACGAUAACAGGAGGCUACGGAGGCUCAACCACUCUCACUCUGACCCUAGCACCCACUGGCAGCGACACAGUCGGCACGGUGGUCGUGGAGACGCCUACAACUGGCAACAGCCCUUUCACCGGGCCCUACACCACGAUCAGCGGAGGCUAUGGUGGCACCACUACAUUGACAGUGACGCUGCCGCCCUCAGGCACUGGUACUGUUGGAACUGUCAUCGUCCAGACGCCCACCUCUAGCAGCGUGAACGGCGCGGCACCUACGUCUUCCGAAUCUACAGGUGCCACGGGUGCCAGCAACCCAUCGUCGAGCACCUCAUCCCCUACGACUUCGGCAGAAUCUUCACCUUCCAGCACAGCGAGCGCUUCAACUUCCCCUCCCGCAACCACUUGCUUCGCCACGGUUACCUCGACGCCUAGCUCGCAGACCUGCGCGACAGGUCUCCCUCAGGCAUGCGAGAGUCUCUCCAGCUCGAGCGGCCUAGCACUGAUCCCGCUCGUCCCGCUCUGCCUUGCCGCUCUUGGUCCUUUCGCCGUGGGUAAUGUGGCCACCUGCUUGACCACUGAUACCAUCAGCGUGACCACAGCCGGCACGACUAUCGUCUCCUGCCUCAACACUGCCUUGUCAGGGACCUGCAUUUCGUCGCUUCCUGCAGCUUGCUCGAACCUGUCCAACGAGAAUGGCCUUGCACUUGUGGCCGAUGUCCCGGCUUGUGUGGUUGCCCUCGGUCCCUUUGCUGUCGGUGAAGCACUGGUCUGCCUCUCGACAAGCAGCAUUGCCGAGACCACCACCGGGGCCAGCAUCAUCACCUGCCUCAAUAAUGCCCUCAAGCUCACGUCUGCCACGCCGACCACCAGCGUCGUGCCCACGGCUUGCCCUGCCGCUUCCUCCACGCCGUCGUCGGGUUGCCAGGUCUCUCUACCACCAAACUGCGCAAAUCUGGCAUCCGUCAGUGGCCUGGACCUCAUCGUAGAUGUUCCCCUGUGUCUCACAGCCCUUGGCGUGUACGGCGUCGGCAACGCAGCCGCCUGCCUUGCUACGGAUGUCAUUACUACCUCUACCACCGGCGGCUCCAUCAUCAACUGUCUCAAUACAGCCCUUGAGGCGUCGUGUCCGACUUCCCUGCCGAGCGCUUGCACGAAAUUGAACAGCGACAACGGGUCUGCUGCGCUCUUGGUCGACAUCCCGCUCUGCGUGGUGGCUCUCGGGCCCUUCGCAGCGGGCAACGCUGCUGUCUGUUUGUCGACGACGACACUGACUGAGAGCACUACUGGAUCGUCGAUCGUGGAGUGCCUCGAGAAGGCGCUUGGUAUCUCUCUGUAG
Messenger RNA from Thyridium curvatum, 2040 nucleotides. RefSeq lists its product as uncharacterized. Gene Ontology annotation, biological process: cell adhesion. The transcript has 2 exons. Lineage: Eukaryota; Fungi; Ascomycota; Sordariomycetes; Thyridiales; Thyridiaceae. The coding region runs from base 1 to 2040 and encodes 679 amino acids. The record is from RefSeq and is a predicted model, not a curated record.